Molecule: messenger RNA, 2209 nt
Organism: Esox lucius (northern pike)
Lineage: Eukaryota; Metazoa; Chordata; Actinopteri; Esociformes; Esocidae
Product: very long-chain acyl-CoA synthetase
Exons: 11
Coding region: 1-1914 (637 amino acids)
Molecular function (GO): long-chain fatty acid transmembrane transporter activity; long-chain fatty acid-CoA ligase activity
Source: RefSeq, a predicted model, not a curated record
AUGGAUUUUAAGUUUUUUAUUUCUAAAUUAAACAACUUUAUAUCAACGUUGCAUGAGAUGCUGUGCGUAUUUCCAGAUAAAUGUCCUAUAAUUGUUUUUGCUGUUGCGGUACCACCUGCUGUACACCUGGUCCUCCUAACGCUGGAUGUUCAAAACUCUGUCAAAUUUGCAUUGGUCAGAUACACUCUGUCAAAAGUCAGAGAGAGAAAUGACACAAUUCUAGAUCGGUUCUUGGAUUGUGUGAAGAGACACCCGCACAAACCCUUCAUUUUGUUUGAGGAUGAAUCGUACUCGUACCUGGACACGGAUCGUCAGAGCAAUAAAGUUGCCAGGGCCUUGCAGCAACACACUGACAUCAAGGAAGGAGAUACAGUCGCAAUUCUUUUUGGAAAUCAGCCUUUUUUUCUGUGGAUAUGGUUGGGACUUGUUAAACUAGGAUGUUCUGCUGCACUUCUGAACUACAACAUGAGAUCAAGAUCAUUGUUGCAUUGCUUUUCCUGCAGUGGGGCGAAUGUAUUAAUAGCAGGAAAAGAAUAUAAAGAGGUGGUCGAGGAGAUACUGCCGACUCUGACAGAGCAGAAGGUGAAGGUGUUCGUCCUCGCUGACCAGUGCACCACGGCCGGCAUGGAGACUUUCAGCGACAAGAUCCGACAAGCCUCGUCUGAACCAAUACCAGUUGAUGUCAGGUCAAAUGUGAGGUUGAUGAGUCCUGCGGUCUACAUCUACACUUCAGGCACAACAGGUCUCCCCAAGGCAGCUGUACUGACCCAUCUGAGACUGUGGAAUUUGUCUUUUGUACAGUCAACAUUUGGAGUGUCUUCCACAGAUGUGUUUUAUCUGAACCUACCCCUAUACCACACAUCUGGUCUCAUGGCAUUCACAGGAACCAUCGAGAGAGGUUCUACUCUAGCCCUGCGGAGUAAAUUUUCUGCCUCUCACUUCUGGGACGACUGUAGAAAGUACAAUGUGACAGUGAUACAUUACAUUGGUGAAACCAUGAGAUAUCUCUGCAGCACUCAGAAGAGACCCAGUGACCGUAACCACAAGGUGAGGAUGGCGAUAGGAAACGGUGUGAGAGCAGAUGUAUGGAGAGAGUUUCUGAACCGCUUUGGACACAUCAGUGUCAAAGAGCUGUAUGGAUCAACAGAAGGAAACAUUGGCUUAUCCAACUACACUGGGAAGGUCGGUGCUGUUGGACGGGUCAACUUCUUUCACAAGUGGUUGUUACCCUAUGCCAUUAUCAAAUAUGACAUUGAGAAAGAAGAGCCUUUGAGGAACUCUGAGGGGUUCUGUGUUGAAGCAGCUACAGGUGAGGCUGGCCUGCUCAUCUCCCAGAUUUCACAGAAGGCACCUUUUAUUGGCUAUGCCAGAGAUCCAAAGCAGACUGAAAAGAAGAGGCUCCAUGAUGUCUUUGUGAAAGGAGACCAGUACUUCAACACAGGAGAUCUUCUGUGGAUCGAUGAAGAGAACUUCAUAUAUUUUCAGGAUCGUAUCGGGGACACGUUCAGGUGGAAGGGGGAAAAUGUUGCCACAAAUGAAGUUUCAGAUAUCCUCACAACGAUGCCCUCUAUCCAGGAGGCUAAUGUUUACGGUGUCAAAGUGCCCGGCCAAGAGGGACGGGCUGGAAUGGCUGCUCUUAGAUUGAAAGAAGGAGAGCCCUUUGAUGGCACCGGUACAUUCAGACAUGUCUCCCGCUACCUACCGGCUUAUGCCAGACCCCGCUUCAUAAGGAUUCAGAACUGUCUGACCGUUACGGGAACGUUCAAGCACAGGAAGGUGAAGUUGGUAGAGGAAGGGUUCAAGCCAGAUGAAAUCUCAGAUCGUCUGUACAUUCUGGAUGACAAAGACAAGUGUUAUGUUCCUCUGACACAGAGGAUGUAUGAUUCAGUUGUAUCAGGGAUGAUCAAACUUUAAAACAUUAUUCAAUUCCAAGGACUUGUGCUCAUUUUAUGGAUGUUUUCUUUAAGUAUUUGUCUUGCUUAAAUUUCAUCCCUCCAUUCAUAUCAUGUUCUAAUAAAGUGCUGCAUGUUUUCCCACUUGCAUAAAUUGUUAUAAAGCUAUGAUAACGGACAAGAGACAGAAAUGUAAGCUUGAAAAAAAAGUGAUGCUAGCCUGAUCAGUAAGCAUGCUAUUUGCAUGAUCUUCUACUAAGAAAUCAACAUUUUACUACAAGACCUUUUUCUUUUUAAAUAAAUGUUAUAAAGCAGUU